AUGGAGAGGGACUGUGUGUCAGUUAACAUUAGUCCUGUCUUAAAUGACACAAUGGUGUGUGAAUUGAAUGAUGCUGACGCCCUACAGAAUCCAGGUGAUCUUAAGGUGACACCAGGUUGGACCUAUAGGGGAACGGAGGUUAGAAACACUUUCAUCAGCUAGUCAUGUCUGAUUCAUACGGCUUAAUCCAAAAAGCUACUUAUAGCAAUUAAGGCCCUAAUUAGAUUGGAGCAGGUCGAAAAUGCAAAGGGGGAAACAAGAGAGACAAGACACAGAAAAUUCCUCGCUUUACAAGCCUCUGUGCCCGAUAUUAAUACUUAGUAUUUUGCUUGUAUAAUGCGCUUUAUUUGUUUGGCGGAUUUUUAAGGCAAGGCUUCAUAGUAACUUCGUAACUUCUUCCGUCUGACAACAAACCAAUUAGCUAACCAGGCUGAAGUUGAUAACAGCAAACGCCCUUGACUUUAAAUCUAAGAGUCCCUUACAACGUGUAGAAUUUUUAAUUUGUUUUUGUUUUAUUAAAUUUCAAGGAUUUCUCUUUUCAUUAGAAUAUGUGCUCCAGUAACCCGUGCUUCAACAACGGGGAGUGCCUGAAUGGAUUCACUGAUAAGAAAUAUCUCUGCUUGUGUCCAGACGGUAUUGGUUAUACUGGUGAAAAAUGCAAUAACGGUAAGAGUGAACGGACUAACAGACUUUUUUAUGCGUGAUGAGGAUACCCAGGAAUACCCAGAUCCCGACUGUUAUCUACCAGAUUCCCACAUCUUUCGGAGAUCCAGUGAAAGAAAAUGAAAGAAUAAUUAUUCAAUUGCAUUGAAGGAGGUUUUUACCUUUUGAAAUUUCCCUUAGUCUCUCAUAUUUUGCUUAAUUGUUUUCAAACUUUACAGCGGCGUUCAGUCUCGCUUGCUUGGAGAUUAUAUCGAGAAAUGAGGAGGUGAUUAAUUCUACUCGAAAAGGAUUUACUCGCUAAAGGUUUAUUACUUCCUACCUUAUGGACGUCAAAUCGGAUACUUUUUAUUUGUUUUUGAAUUAAUUUGGUACGCGUGUUAGCGACGACCGGAAAUACGUCUGCGGUCGCAGGCUUACGCGUGUAUAAAUUUCACGGAAAUUCAAGGGCCUUGAUCCCAGAUAAAUUAUAAUUACAUCUCAUUGCCAGAGAUCAAAAAAGUGAUUUACAUGGCAUGUCAUUUAAUCACAGCCGAAAAUAAAUCGCAUGCUCAUCACAAGACCAUUUGCAUACAAUGAAAGUUUACAACACCUGACCAUCGCAGGUUUACUAAAUUAAAAAAUUAAGAUUCUUAUUUUUUCGAUCACUCAGUACGUAGUGUUUACUUGUUCCAAAGUAAUGAACGCUUUCAAGCGAUAGAAUUCGUGGACCGACACGUUUCGGAAAAAGCACUAAAUUUAUUCUUUUUUAAGCUUUCUUCCGGCAAAACAUACGUGGCUUUGAUCACGCAAUGAUUCUUACUCCCAGUUUCCACGGUCUCUGCUAGGAACGCCUGGCACAAUGACCUCCCUUUUUGUCCUAAAUACAACGAAAAACACUUUGCAGAUUAUGAGUCUCGCUGCUCACGCAAACGAGACUAACAAUUUUUAACAUUUUUAAUUUAUUAUGUACACUUACCGUCAUGUCGAUGGGUUAAAUACUGUUCAUAUAACAUUAGUUAUUUUAGCGCCACAUGAAAUCUUAAUUACAAUUAAUGAAACUACUUUUACCGGCCAUUGGUCAGACGAUUGGCUAUAACUUCUGCACUCACCAUGAAUCCCAUGGGUUCCUGAAGCGAGUUGUUCCAACGACGAUUCAGUGAAUUAAGCGUUCUACUGGUACCACGACAACAACCUCGUUUCCAAGGUUCUCUCCUACUCGUCCCUGGUAACGACGUCGCCAUGACAACUCGUAAUGACUUUUCUUUGCAACAUGAGUUAGUAGAGGAGGUUGGUUAAUAAAAAAAAGCCGGUUGAACAAAUAAGUAAACAAUAUGGUGCUGCUGUAUAUGUUGCCAGCGGGAGCAUUGACAGAGCUUUGAAUCUUUUGUAACGGUUCAUACAUUGUAAUUAAAUCAAACUAAAAUAUGGAAAUAUUUUAAAAUGCUUUAUUUGAGGUUGUCCACGGCGUGAAGUCCAAAAAGCGAAUCUUAAUUUUAGAUAAAUAAACAACAACAACAACAACAACAAUGUAUUUAUUUAAAGAAAUAUAAAGUUAAAAUACUUUAUGUCCUGCAAAUAGCUAUAAUGCUAAUCUAGGCAGAACAAGACUUUAAAUAAGAAAAAAGAAAAGAAAUACAAUAACAUACAGAAAGAAACACCUUACAUAUAAAUUUAAGUACAGGGGAUUUUGUUAUUUGAAAAAGACUAAAAUUACAGCUGGAGGUAUAUACAACAUAUCAAGUUAACUUCAUAAAUUAUUCUAUUAAAUAAUUAACAUUCAAAUAAUUAUCUUCAUUACCUAGAACAUUAAGGAGAUAGUGAUUUAAUUUUUUACGAAAAUUAGAUAUGUUGACAGUCUUAAUAGAGACUGGAAUAGAAUUCCAAUUAGACACAGCAAUUCCGGUAAAAAAUGUUUUCAUUUUUUCAGUUCUAGAGAAUUUGACAGAGAAACAUUCUUUUGCAGAUAAUAGCGUAUUAUAAUGAUGUUUUGUAUUGAUUUUCGCAAACUUAUCGAGAAGACACUUAGGAGCUGUCUUGGCAUGAACGUCAUACAUUAAAAAGCUUAACUGCAGGACUUCAUAACGGAAGGCUGCAGUAAACCCAGGAUUGGAAUGCUUCGAGGCACACUUUUCCGUUGAUUACUAGAAUUCAGGUAAUGCACCUAUCAAUGUAAAGCCGGUGGGGGGGGGGGGGGGGGGGGGAUGUGCGGUAACGGAAAACAAGACAUUUAACAAGUAUCAGGCGGCCAGUACAGAACCGUUAUGGUCAAGUAUUCGGAAAUGCGCGGUCUGUGAUCUUUUAUCUUUCUGUAAAGGCUUGGGAAGAAGAAGAUGAACCCAAAGCUGACGGGGGGGGGGGGGGGUGGGGGUGGGGCGGGGCAUGGGGUGGGGAUUUGAUUGUCUUUGUUGGCCCUGGGGUAAGGCAUUUGACCAAUCUUGUUCUCACGGGGAGGGGAUAUUUGAAUCUUUCUUUGCCCGACGUGGGACUGACGUGGGGAUGGAUUUGACUGCCGACUCGGACGAAAGAGACUGAGACCGAACAUAUGUUUCCCCACUUCCACGUUUCACGCACGCGACGUAUGGUCUGGAAAUUAAGAUCUGGAAAUCAAGGAAGCCAACGAGAGCAAGCCAAAGGCCAGUGGAUUUUACUGUAUUGAUCAAUUGAACCUUUUAAGAUACUGUGGUAUCAAAGUAAACGGAAGUAAAGAGAAACCAAGUCGAUUUUUGCAAGUACAAUUGAUCAGUGUAUGGCUGACAUUCGCUACAAUCACCGUAUAAAGCUUAUAAAACUGACUUUCUUUGUACCCUUUACCAAGAAUGGUAUAUUCAAACUUACAAAAUGUGGACUUUCUCCUAAAGAUUUCUGUAUUCUAUGCACUGUAUUAAAACACGGAUUGAAUGGUUAAAACGUAUAAUUGAAGCUUUAACAGGAACAUGUAUCUUUGGUGAUGCAGUAACGUUUAUAAAUAAAGGUUGCAGAGUUUUAUUUGGAGAUAUUUUUAUUUUGCCUUUGUUGGGUCCAGCCUUGGAAUGGACAGCAAUGUGCAGCCCGGGGUGGGGAAAUUUGAUUGCAAUUGACUGGAAUUAUUUGCCCGUGGGCAGGGAAUUUGACGGCAAAUUUUUGAAAAAUUCCAAAUCCCCACCCCAUGCCCUGCCUCACCCCCCGCACCCCCCGCCGGCUUAACAUUGAUAGGUGCAUAAGCCACUAUAUCGCUGUAAUCUAAGUUUUGUUGUAUUAGCCUGUUUUUUUGCAUGCAUGUUGUUGUUUCGCAUUUAGACAUCAACGAAUGCGAGGACGGGAGUCAUAACUGUGAUAAGAAUGCAAACUGUACAAACACCGUUGGCUCCUUCAUCUGUACGUGCAAUCCGGGAUUUCAGGGAAACGGACAGUCAUGUACAGGUAUAAACUAUCAGAGCUUAUGAGUAUCAAUCGCAAAUAACCAAAUUAAAACAUUGUUACUUGAGGAUAUUUACUAAAAUUAAAUUUACGAUAAACACAUUUCCUCAAAUGGAAAGUUUAACGAGGCAGAACGAGAUUCGGCCUUUUCCUUCGUCUUAAGGGAGUGUGCGUACACUAUUGAAAUGCGAUCUAAACUGUAUUUUAGUUUUAUUUUCUGCGUCGAAACGAAGACGACCUAAUACUGAGCUUUUUGCUCUUUUUUUAUUUUUAAUUUAUUUUUGAAAAGCGAGAUUAACAAAGCAAGAGGACACACGACAACAUGCUUUUGUUGUGCAAGGUUUUUUGAAAGCGCACUUAAAUGCUCUCAAGUGGAAAGUUUUUAUACUGAAUUUAAUCAUCAAUCUGGUCCAGGCGAUUCCACCAAGGGCACUGGCAACUAAAAUGUAUCUCUAAGUAUGACUUGUCGACGCUGGCUAGUGUGGGGGCGGUAUGGAAAACGUUAAAUUGGGAAAUGUAAAUAUUGUACGAAUAUUAAUGUGAACAACAUACGACAUUAAGAUGCUAUAAUUUUUGCGAAAGAAAGGUUUUAGAUGGGCCGUGAUCAGUGCCUUAGAACUCAGCCCGUAACUGUAUCAGGUAAUGCUGUAUUAUUUUUUUUGCGCAGAUUAUGAUGAAUGCAGUAACGAAAGUCAUAACUGCCAUGAGAAUGCAACAUGUAUUAAUGCCGCUGGAUACUUUGAAUGCAUAUGUAACCCAGGGUUUACUGGAGAUGGGCGUAUCUGUGCAGGUAAAAUUGCCUUUUUUCUCAUUUUUAUGUUGCUGUUGUUCUUGGUUCUUCUUUGUUUGUUACUUCGUUUUGUUUUGUUUAAAGAAGGAGACUAAAUUCCAUUUACUCCAGUUUUAGAAUGUACUUAAGUUUUUUUUUUCUCAUCUUCAGAGAAUAAUAGCAUAUUUAAGAACCUAAAUAUUAUAUAUACAAAGUUUGAACCUGUUUAGGCCGUACAUGUACAAUGCAUCAACUCUUUGCCGGCCCAGUCCCAACUCUCUCUCUCUCUCUCUCUCUCUCUCCCUCUCCCUCCCCUUCUGCCUCCCUCUCCCCCUCCCCCCUGCCCCCUCUUUUUUUAAGUGGUCUCUCCUGCUACAGUUAAACGACUUUUUAAACCUUUUUUGAAAUAAUUGUAGGCUGAGUUACCACUUUUCUUCUGUGUUUUUCCAUUUUUAUCAAGGUUGUGGCAUCAAUCUGCGCCACUUUGAACAAUAUCAAGAUUUGCCGACCAAAGGGGGUCGCGAUGUUCAAAACUUCACCAUCAACGGAAGUCUGUUUCUUGCCUUCGCGAACCAUUAUGACGACGUUGAACAAUGGCGCACAAAUUCUUUUAUCUACAAAAUGAAUCCUUCGACGGAACAGUUCGUUCUUUACCAAACCAUAAACAGUGUUGGUCCCUAUGACAUCGAGUAUUUCAAUAUUGGUAAUACACAUUAUUUAGCUAUUGCUAGCCACCAUGAUGGUAUCACCUACCGCUUGAAUUCGGGUAUUUUCCAGUGGAAUGGAAACCAGUUUGUCCUUUUCCAAAGUAUUGCAACAAGCGGGGCAGGAUCAUUUACGUCUUUUAAGAUUUUGGAAGAAUCGUUUCUCGCCGUUUCGAAUUUUUAUAACGAUACUUCACACUUUAUCAGCUCAAUUGUUUACAAGUGGAACACUAACAAGUUUGUAAAAUACCAGGAGAUACAGACCGAAGGGGCUUUAUCGGGUGAAGCAUUUGAAAUAAACAACGAAACAUUCUUUGUCUUUGAGAAUUACGCCAACUCUAAGAACGGUCAGUUCGUCAAUUCUACCGUCUAUAAAUGGUCUGGUAGGUACUUCACCAAAUUCCAGUCACUAGAGUCUACUGGAGCAAGGUAUGUGAAAUCCUUUAACAGUAAUGGCCACUCCUUCCUAGCUUUCGCUAAUCACUUCAACGGCACUACUUACAACAUCGAAUCUUUCAUAUACAAGUGGAAUGGAAGCAAGUUUGUACUGUUUCAAUCCAUUCCUACCCGUGGAGCCUCUGCUUUGUAUCCAUUUGUUGUGUGUGGUCAAAUGUUCCUUACUGUUGUCAAUUUCUACGAUCAACAGAAGAUUGUUCAGCGGUUCAGCACUACAUCAGAUGUGUACCAGUUCACUGGGGGACACUUUAUCAAAUAUCGAGAGAUUCCCACCCUAGCGGCCACUGCUGUAACAGCAUUCGAGUUCAAAAAUCAAGUUUAUAUUGCUAUUGUAAGUUAUUAUAGCGAAAUUGACAACAAAUACAGAAUAAACAGCAAGUUGUUCAAGUGGAUCUAA
Messenger RNA from Porites evermanni, 6364 nucleotides. Lineage: Eukaryota; Metazoa; Cnidaria; Anthozoa; Scleractinia; Poritidae. The record is from the annotation of a GenBank genome assembly.